UCCUCCUCCUCUUCUUCUUCUUCUCCUCCUCCUUCUGCCUGGCCAUGGCCCUGAUGCAGGACUAUGGACAGCUGCAACCAGGAGCCAAGAUGGGUGGCUUCAGUUGGAUAAAGAUCCUGAUGGUCAUCUCUAGCCUGACCCUCUAUCUGGCUGGUGGUGCCCUCCUGGGUGAGGGCUUCUGGGUGUCUGUGGACCGGGUCAAAGUGGGCUCGGUUCUCAUCGCCGUGGGCUGGGUCCUGAUCCUCCUCAGCGUCCUGGGCUGCUGUGCGGCCCUGAAGGAGAGCAGACAGCUCCUUCUAAUGUUCUCCGGCAUUCUCAUCCUCGUCUUCAUGGCCGAAAUCGUCGCCAUGGUGGUCGCCCUGGUCUUCCAAACACUGCCCGAGCCCCCCAACUCCCACCGGAGUAGAUCCUUAAUCCAGAAGGGGUAUGGCAGCCAAGAGGCUUUCACCCAGGCCUGGAACAACACGAUGGAGAUGCUGUGCUGCUGCGGCAUCGACGGCUACGCGGACUUUGAGGAUUCCCCCUUCUACAACAUGGCAAAGGUCUACCCGCCCUACUGCUGCCGGAACACCACCAUCCGGUGCAUAGGAGCGGCAGCGAGUGUAGACCCCAUCCAGGGUUGCUUCAUGUGGGAAAGAUGGACCAGUGCUACGGUGGUCAGAGGGGUGAUGGCAGGAAUCGGGACUCUGGAGGUCAUCGCCAUGGGGUUGGCCCUGUAUUUCUUCGGCAAGCUGGACACUACCUGAUCUCCGGCCGGACCACUGACGCCACCCCCUCCCCACCAGAUCUCCUGUUUCCACCGCCUUCGACAUCACCUCCUCCCGGAAGCCCCAUCCUCAGCUAUGAUUUCGCUCUCCCCACCGCCCUCCGCCACUCAGUCCGCCCACCACCCUGGUUAAAGCUGUCACCACCCGACUGUAGCGGCCUCCCCCGUGGCCUCCCUGCCUCCAGCCUCUCCUCCCCCGAGCCAGUCCUCCCUCCAGCGGCUCAGACCUCCUUCCCAAAAGCCAUUUCCGGCCCCCUCCCGUAGCUUCGGCUCUCUCUGCCACAGAUCGGUUCGAGGCCUUCCAGUCGCCGUCUCCUCCUCCUUUCUGCUCCCCUCCCCUGCUCCACCUCAGCUCGCACCCUGGUUCUCCUUCUCCGAAUCGUCCCUUGUCCGCACCCUGGAACUCACUCCGCCUCCAAACCCACCAGACAGACCCCCGGCUCUCCCCUUCUUCAGAGUCCCCGGAAAUCCACCUCCUUGGGGAAGCUUCCCCGAUAAAAUCUCCACCACCCCCGGUUGUGUCAGCGCAUCAGUCUUUAGUCUUCCCCUCUGCAUUUAUUUAUGCGUUUACCAUCUCACUUUGGGAUAGUGUCAGUUGUAGCUAGGUUUCUUUUUCAUCCAGUUCCCCUGUAGCUAUCCGAGGAGUGUCCGCCUGCCUCUCCCGUUACACUGCAGAUUCCUCGAGGACAGUUAUUCAUCGGAUAACAUCACUUAGCAGUGCUUGGCACAUAGUAAGCACUUAACAAAGACCAUAAUUAUUAUGAUAGGGCUUUGCCCACAGUGAGUGGGUAGUGAUAUUAUUAUUAUUAUUACUCUCAGUCCUCAAUAAACACUAACAAAUGAAUUAAGGUGUGGGAGUUCAAAAUGGAAUCC
This is a messenger RNA of Ornithorhynchus anatinus (platypus), 1639 nucleotides long. RefSeq names its product tetraspanin-1-like. The transcript is spliced from 8 exons. The record is from RefSeq and is a predicted model, not a curated record. Gene Ontology annotation, cellular component: membrane. The coding region runs from base 45 to 746 and encodes 233 amino acids. Lineage: Eukaryota; Metazoa; Chordata; Mammalia; Monotremata; Ornithorhynchidae.